GAUCGUUGCCCCGGAGUCCGCAAAUUAAUUAUUAACAGCGGCCAGAGGGAAAGGCCGGGGUCGGGACAAACCACUCCUGGCCACGUCCUCGUCCCCAUCCCGGCGCCGGUGCCACCGCCGAGGAUGUGGCUGUACGUGGUGGCCGCGCUGCUGGGGCUGUUCCUGCUGCGCCGCUGGCACCGGGAGCGGCAGACGGUGCCGCGGCUCUCGGAGAAGCACGUGCUGAUCACGGGAUGCGACAGCGGCUUCGGGAACCUGCUGGCACGGCAGCUGGACGCGCGGGGAAUGCGGGUGCUGGCCGCCUGCCUGACGGACGCCGGCGCCGAGCAGCUGCGGGCGGCCACCUCCGAGCGGCUGCAGACCGUCCUGCUGGAUGUCACCUGCAGCAAGAGCAUCGCCGAUGUCACCGCCUGGGUCCGGCAGCGUGUGGGUGAUCAAGGGCUCUGGGGGCUGGUGAACAACGCAGGCAUCGCCAUCCCCACUGCUCCAAACGAGUGGCUGACCAAGGAGGACUUUGUCAAGGUGCUGGAUGUCAACCUGCUGGGGCUGGUGGAGGUGACGCUGAGCCUCCUGCCGCUGGUGCGGCGGGCGCGGGGCCGCGUGGUCAACGUGGCCAGCGUGAUGGGCCGCGUGUCCUUCUUUGGGGGAGGCUACUGCAUCUCCAAAUUCGGCGUGGAAGCCUUCUCUGACAGCCUCAGGCUGGAGAUGCACAACUUUGGGGUGAAGGUCUGUGUGAUCGAGCCAGGCUACUUCAAAACCAUGAUCACCAACGUUGAGAACCUGGAGAAGAAUUUUCAUGCCAGCUGGGAGAAGCUUCCUGCAGAAAUCAAAGCGAGUUAUGGGGAGAGUUACUUGAGGAGUUUCGUGGCCAUGCUCAAACUGCUGCAGAAGGGCUUCAACACCGACCUGUCACUGGUCACCAACUGCAUGGAGCACGCUCUGACCAGCCUCCACCCCCGCAGCCGCUACUCCGCCGGCUGGGACGCCAAGCUGCUCUACCUGCCCCUCAGCUACCUGCCCUCAGCCCUCAGCGACGCCCUUUUCACCAUGUUCUACCCCAAAUCUGUUGGGAAAGCCUGAGGUGGGGUUGCAGCUGGCAGCCAGGAUGAGAGUGAGAUCGAAUAACACACGGUGGGAUCCAAAGCUGGCUGCAGGCAAGGCCACACCGAGGUCCCUGAAUUUGUAACUGUGGGUGUGUCUGACCCUCUGUCCCCUGCUCCUAGAUGGGUUUGUCCUGAAUAAAGACCCCCUGUCCCCUC
This is a messenger RNA of Serinus canaria (Common canary), 1259 nucleotides long. Its product is annotated as retinol dehydrogenase 16-like. The coding region runs from base 124 to 1080 and encodes 318 amino acids. The transcript has 4 exons. Gene Ontology annotation, molecular function: oxidoreductase activity. NCBI's taxonomy places the organism in Eukaryota, Metazoa, Chordata, Aves, Passeriformes, Fringillidae. The record is from RefSeq and is a predicted model, not a curated record.